GUCAUGUUAUCCUCCAUGAGUUCACUGUCUGAGGAGACUCAGUGCUCUCUAUGUCUGGAUGUGUUCACUGAUCCAGUCUCGACUCCAUGUGGACACAACUUCUGCAAGAUCUGUCUGAAUAAGUGCUGGGACAACAGCCAGACUUGCAGCUGUCCAUACUGUAAAGAAACAUUCAAGCAAAGACCUGAUCUCAAGAUUAAUACCACACUCCGAGAGCUCGUAGAUCACUGUAAGAAGAAAAGUCUUGAGAAAACAACUGAAGUUCUGUGUGACUUCUGUGAGGAAAGAAAGCUGAAAGCGCUGAAGUCGUGUCUGGUGUGUCAGAGCUCUUACUGUGAAACUCACCUGGAGCCUCAUUUGAGAGUGACACGUUUGAAGAAACACAAACUGAUGGAUCCUGUGAGUAAUCUGGAGGACUAUAUAUGUCAGAAACACGAGAGACCUCUGGAUCUGUUCUGUAGAGAUGAUCAGACAUGUGUGUGUUCAAUCUGCUCUGUGAAAGACCACAAGAACCACAACACUGUUCCUAUAGAAGAGGAGAGUCAAGAGAAGAAGACUGAACUGAUGAAGACACAGAAAGACGUGCAGCUGAUGAUCCAGAACAGAAUCAAGAAGAUUCAAGACAUCAAACACUCAGCAGAAGUCAGAAAAAUAAACACAGAGAAGGAGAAAGCAGUCCGUGUGGAGCUCUUCACUGAUCUCAUCCGCUCCAUUGAGAGACAUCAGACUGAACUGCUGGAGAUGAUGGAGGAGCAGCAGAAAGCAGCAGAGAAACAGGAGCAAGAGCUGAUUGAAGAGCUGGAGCAGGAGAUCACUGAGCUAAAGAUGAGAAACACUGAGCUGGAGCAGCUCUCACACACUGAAGAUCACCUCCACCUCCUACAGAUUCACUCAUCCCUGUGCAGCUCUACAAACACCAGGAACUGGCCUGAGAUCAGUAUGAAGACUCAUGAGAGUCUGGAGACUCUGAGGAGAGCUCUGACUCAACUGAAGGACACUAUAGAUGAGAAACUCACACUAACUGUCUCUACAGAGCUGAAGUGGAUGCAGCAGUAUGCAGUGGAUGUGACUCUGGAUCCUGAUACAGCUCAUCCUAAACUCAUUCCUGUCUGA
Messenger RNA from Carassius auratus (goldfish), 1113 nucleotides. Its product is annotated as tripartite motif-containing protein 29-like. The coding region runs from base 4 to 1113 and encodes 369 amino acids. NCBI's taxonomy places the organism in Eukaryota, Metazoa, Chordata, Actinopteri, Cypriniformes, Cyprinidae. The transcript has 6 exons. Gene Ontology annotation, molecular function: zinc ion binding. The record is from RefSeq and is a predicted model, not a curated record.